AGGAAAUAUUUGCUUCAGGCAGAUUCAUAAUCUGAUGAUAAAAGGAAUUUAAAACGGAUUGGUAAAAUGACACGGAUCUGGAUUUCAGUUCUGCUCCUGUGUAGCACCAAGUAUACAGUCGAGUCUGAUAAACGUUGUGUUACUACAGAAUCCCCCCCAAAUCCAGAUGUUUAUCAGGCUGAAGAAAAGCUCAGUGUGAAUAUCGGAGCCUCGGCUACUCUACAGUGUUGUGUUUUAGGAACAGAAAACGGAGACAUUAUCUGGUUUAAGCAACAAAGCACAAAACAGCCUCAGGUUAUAGGCAGAUUAUUCAACACUGCCAAAGAAAAGUUUUACAAAGAAUUCCAAAAUUCUCGUUUUCAAAUUAAAAGGUUUGGACACUGCUUCAAUUUGACCAUUUUAAACACCACCCUGUGUGAUGAAGCCACAUAUUACUGUGCGCUCGUGUCUACUGAUGGAACUCGUGUACAAAUGAAAGGUGAGCGUGUUAACGCUGAAACAUCUAAAGCAGCUCUGUGUGAUAAUUCAGUGGUGUGUGAACCAACACCGCAUGGAAACAACACUAACACCGACACACGACACGACACAGUGAUCGGUUUGGGAUCGGCUUUGGGUUUGUGCGCACUUCUGAUUUUCUGUCUCACUUAUUUCAUACUGAGGAGAAGAAAAGGUGAUAAAAGUAAGUGUUUUUGUCAUCAGACAAUUAAAGUUACUUUUACAUCUUUAACAAUGGGUAAUAAUUGUGUUUGUGUAUUAACAGUGAAGGAACUGGACAAAUCUCCAGGAAUAAGAGAGGAAUCUCAUAUAAACAGAUUUUCUUACGAAGCUUUGCAGUUCUUCGGGUGGAAAGUCCAACCUGGACGAACGGAUGAUUUCAUGUACACUGAUGUAAUGUAUAUGAAACUGUAAAACAUAAAAAGACAGAAAUCACAUUAUUAAUAGUUAAACUGCUAAUAAUAGUAAAACUGCUGGGAUGCUUCAUGUUUUACUGCAAUAGACAUGUUAGUGAUGAUAUUCCACAGUUCCUCAUGUCAAGUGUGCAUUAUUAUUAUUAUUAUUAUUAUUAUUAUUAUUAUUAUUAUUAUUAUUAUUAUUAUUAUUAUUAUGUAGAAACAGUAAACUGAAAUAUUUACUUGUGUGAAUUGUAUUAAAUUACUAAAAUGAAUGAAUUAGUAAAAAAAAAUGAGGUACCUUUUUUUUUUAAUUGGGUUAAUUUUCUUACAAUAAAUAUUAAUAUUAAUAAUGUUUUAUGGUAAACUCUCAACUGUCCGGGACAUAAUGUGGUAUAAUAUUUUAACUACGAAGGUGAAGUUCAUAGCGCUGGAUAAGAAAUGUGGAUAUAAGGGACAUGAUUUUGACCCGCAUUCUGUAGAAGCAUGGAUGUGGUGUGUGAUGGAUGUGGUGUAUGAUAUUAUAUGGUGUAUGAUGGAUGUGGUGUAUGAUAUUAUAUGGUGUAUGAUGGAUGUGGUGUAUGAUAUUAUAUGGAUAUCAUAUAAUUGUCUCUGUGGACACGAAUCAUUUAAUAAUAGUAACAUUUUGUCACGAGUCUUCGCUUCACACCGAGCGCACAACAUGUGUCGUCUUUGAUUAGUUUGUCUACUUAAACUCUUGCAUGUCUUGUAAUCUCUAGAAGGUGUUCUUGUGUUCUUGUGACCACAAGUGCUAGACGUCGCAUCGUCGUCCUGUUAACAAUAAGAACUCACUAAACCUUAUACUGUUAGCUGCAGGAUUGUUAGCAUGUACAUUCAAUUUUGUAAAUUAGCAAGAAUUUAUGUGCUA
Messenger RNA from Tachysurus fulvidraco (yellow catfish), 1779 nucleotides. RefSeq lists its product as uncharacterized. Gene Ontology annotation, biological process: response to bacterium. Lineage: Eukaryota; Metazoa; Chordata; Actinopteri; Siluriformes; Bagridae. The transcript has 5 exons. Bases 67 to 909 code for a protein of 280 amino acids. The record is from RefSeq and is a predicted model, not a curated record.